CGUUGUUUCGCAGCGGCUGCUUGUUGAUCAGAGAAGAAGGUAAAAAAAUGGCAGCACCACAAGUGAAGACCGGUUUGUUCGUUGGAUUGAACAAAGGCCACGUCGUCACCAGACGCGAAUUGGCUCCUCGUCCUAAUUCUCGCAAAGGGAAAACGAGCAAGAGGACAUUGUUCAUUAGAACAUUGAUAAGGGAGGUUUCUGGGUUUGCUCCUUAUGAGAAGAGAAUUCAGGAGCUUCUCAAGGUUGGCAAAGACAAGCGUGCUCUUAAGGUUGCUAAGAGAAAGUUGGGUACCCACAAGAGAGCCAAGAGGAAGAGAGAGGAGAUGUCUGGUGUUCUCCGCAAGAUGAGGUCUGGUGGUGGUGGUGUUUCCGAGAAGAAGAAGUGAUCAUAUUAGUCUUCCUUUUGCGUUAUGGGAGCUAUGUUAUUUUUGAAACUCUUAAGUUUUUGUUCGGUCUUGCUUGUACUUCCAAAAACCUCUCUUUGCUGUCUUUUGUUAGGAAUGCGGAUUAAUGUUGUUGCACUCUGUUCCGUUUUAUUAAAGCUUUUUAAACUUCUUUUAUUGAGAGAAUAUGGCAAAAAAUGCUCUUAA
Molecule: messenger RNA, 590 nt
Organism: Eutrema salsugineum
Lineage: Eukaryota; Viridiplantae; Streptophyta; Magnoliopsida; Brassicales; Brassicaceae
Product: 60S ribosomal protein L36-2
Exons: 4
Coding region: 48-386 (112 amino acids)
Biological process (GO): cytoplasmic translation
Cellular component (GO): ribosome; cytosolic large ribosomal subunit
Molecular function (GO): structural constituent of ribosome
Source: RefSeq, a predicted model, not a curated record